AUGGCCACUGACAAGACCCAUGGCUUCAUGAGGUUCCAGAGGAAAGUGCUACCACCUUCUACUCCAAAGCCAGUCAGAGAGGCAAAGGAGCUUCUCCCAGCAGCUGCCCCAGAGCACAGCUUGUUUCGACCCUUCCCAGCAGAGGUGGUGUUUCGGAACUACGUGCCCUGGGAGGUCUAUGAAGCGCCACUGACUCUGAGGAACACGGACAAGGUUCCUCGGCUGGUGAAGGUCAUCUUGGAGAGCUCACCUUACUUCAGGCUGCUCAGCCCCAGUGGUGUGUGCUGUAAGGUAGCACCUGGCCUGCAGGCAACUUUCAGCAUCCUUUUCCGUCCUGAGGAGAACAAGGAUUAUUUCCAUCAGCUCAUCUGUGUCACAGAGAGGGAGAAGUUCACAGUGCCCAUCCGAGCCACAGGAGCACGUGCUGUCCUGGACUUCCCUGCCCAGCUCAACUUCUCUGUCUGUCCAGUCAAGUGCAGCACCCAGAAAACACUGCUGGUUCACAACCUGGGGAACAGAGAGGCUCGCUACAGCAUCAGCACUCAGAGCCCUUUCUCUGUUGAUUGCUCCUUUGGGACCCUGGGGAUUGGUGACAGCAUGCAAGUGACAGUGGAGUUUCACCCUCUGCAGACUGGGGGUCACUCUGGUUCCCUGAUGGUUCACUAUGACACAGGUGAAGACAUCCAAACAAGCCUUUGUGGAGUGGCUGUAGAUGUCAACAUUGGUCUAGAGAGGAGCUGCCUCAUGUUUGACAAGACUUACCUCACCCUGUCACACCAGAGAUCCGUGGUCAUCCACAACAGGAGUGAGGUCACAGCUCGCUUCCAGUGGAAGGCUUUUGCCACUGAGGAAGAGGAGGAUGAGAGGAAGCUGAGGCUGUGCCACAGGGCGUGGAGGAAGGAGCAGGAGAAGGUGGAUCAUCUCCUCCAGGAGUGCAGGGGGCAAUCCACACUCAGGGAAGGUGUUGCCCUUGUCUCCCGUGUCUUCCAGCAGCAGAGAGCCAGGAUACAAGAGGAUGCCCUGCUCUUCUCUGAUGAUGUUUUCACCAUUGAGCCACUGGAGGGAGAGAUCCAGCCCAAAUCUUCAGCUGAAGUGACUGUGGUCUUUACACCACGAGAAGCCAGAAGCUACCGACGGACCAUCUACUGUGACAUCUCAGGUCGUGAGACCAGGCUGCCCCUGUGUGUCCAAGGGGAAGGCAAAGGGCCUCUUCUACGCCUCAGCUUCGAGCAGCUGGACAUUGGGGAGGUUUUUGUUGGCUCAGCCCACAGCUAUGAGGUGAUCCUGUUCAACAAAGGAGCCAUCGAUGCUGCCUUCAGCCUGCUCCCUCCCAUCACAGCUCUGGGCUCCUGCUUCACCUUUCAGCCCCAGGAAGGUCUCAUUUUACCAGAUGGGCUCCAGGUCAUCCAGAUCUCCUUCAGUUCCACCAUCCUGGGGCACUUCACAGAAGAAUUCAGGUUCCAUGUGGCUGGCUGCCCCAAGCCUGUGACCCUGACUGUCAGGGGUUGUGUCAUCAAGCCAAGGGUUCAUUUCAGUGUGCCUUCACUCCACUUUGGUCAAGUCUCCUUUGGCUUCCCUCGCACCUUGAUGUGUCGCCUCACCAACAGCUCCUCAGCACCCAUCACCUUCAGCCUCCACAUCCCUGGGGAUGGCUCAGGAGAGCCCAGCACUUCCAGUCUCAUCCAGAUCUCAGACAACACUCACCCAUCCUGGAGAAGAGGAGCUCGAGGCUGUGGCAACCCAACUGAAUUCUCCAUCAGACCUUGCAGAGGGACCAUUGUCCCCCAGGGAUCCCUGGCUAUCCAGGUCUCCCUGUGUUCCAACACCGUGAGGACAUACGAGCUGGCUCUGGUGCUGGAGGUGGAUGGUGUUGGGGAGGUGUGUGAGCUGCCCAUCACUGCCAGCUGUGUGGUUCCUGCCCUGCGAGUGCUCAGCCCCAUCGUGAGGUUUGGACGCUGCUUCUUGAGACAUCCCCAUCAGCAGAUGCUGACCCUGGUGAAUGACAGCGACCUUCCUGGCUGCUAUGGGCUUCUCCCUCAGGAGCACAGGGAGGGUGCUGCUGUGUGGUUCUCCAGCCCUGUGCCGUGUGGGAUCAUCCAGGCUCACAGCUCAGUGUGUGUGCCCAUUGCUGUGGAAGCUCAGGAGCUGGGAGAACGAGACACCAUUGCUCACAUGGCUGUGUUUGGAAGGGCAAAAUCCCCUCUGAAGAUCCACUUAGUGAGUGUUGGAGAGGGACCAGUUGUCCACGUGCAUCCCAGUGACAUCAAUUUUGGCACCAUCCAAGCUCUACAAGAUGCUUCCCAAAGGCUCUACCUCUCCAAUCAGAGCCUCAUCCCUGCACCCUUCAGGGCAGAGAUGGCUGGGAAACGCUCCCGCUGGAGGAUUGAACCCAGCCAAGGAGUGAUCCCCCCCAGCACUGAGGUGUCUGUGGCUGUCAUAGCAAACCUGGAUGACACUGAGGAGUUCAAGGACAAGGUGAAGGUGUUGAUAGAGAACAGCCUCUCCUACGACAUCCCUGUCCAGGCUGUUGGCGUCGGCACCACCAUCGUCAUCGACAAGCCCUUUGCUCCAGAGCUCAACUUGGGAGCUCACUUCAGCCUGGAUCGCUGCUGUCACCACUUCAAUGCAACCAACAGAGGACGCCGUGCUCAGCUGCUCUAUUGGACCACAGAAGGGUUCAGCCCAUUCUGCAGGCAGGAUCCUCUCCCACCCAGCACUGGCAUCAGGGGCAAAGAUUCUACCCAGAGCCCCAAACCUGCCUGCCCUGUCUUUAAGCUUCGACCCCUGAGGAUGGAGCUGAUGCCAGGCCAGACUAUGGAGAUGACACUGGAAGGCUUCUCCAGCACUCCCCAGGUGGUGAAGGAGAGGCUGCUGUGUCACACCGUGGGGAGGAGCAAGGCAUGGAAGCAGCAGGUCAUGCAAGUGGAUGUCACCUGCCAGUUCAUUGUUCCCACUCUGCAGAUAUCCCCUGGGGAAGUCACUUUCCAGGUGAAGCAGGAGCCCAGUGGUGACCUCACUCUUCAGCACAAGCCUCUUUCCUUAAAAAACACCUCACCCCUGCCCUUCAGCAUCAUCCUGGCCUUGGAGCAGCCCUUCUCCAUCUGUGAUGCUGAGCAGCAGCCCCUCCCUGCAGACAUUUGGCCCACGAAGCUGGAGGUAGGGCAGGAGCUUCAUCUCUCCAUCGCCUUUAAUCCUGCUUAUGAAGAGGGUUUGCAGAGCCGGGUAGCAAAGAAGACCCUGAGCAUCCAAUUCCUGGAGCAUCCUCACGUGGAGCAGGUCAGAGUGAGGGGAGAAGUCUGCUUCCCAAACCUCCACAUCCAGAGCAAGGCUGUGGACUUUGGCUGCAUCCUCAACCACACUCAAGCCGUGCAUCACAUCACCAUGACCAACUGCAGCCAGCUGCCUGCCCACUACCACUGGGGCUUCCUGGUGGGCAGCCACGGGCACCAGAUGAGGUUCAGCCCUCCAGCACCUAAAUUCUUCCUGGAAGCCCAGCCACCAAAGGAGAAGGGAACCCAUUUGGAGCAAUCCUCAUCUGCAGAGAGCAGCUGCAGGGCUGGAAGCAUGGAGGAGCUCCCCAAAGCCCUGGGAGAAGCAGAGGAUCCUGCCCAAGAGCCAGCACAUGCAGAUGACUCCCUGGGAGCCAAGCUGCUGCCAUCCACUGCUGUGGAGCUGGAAGAGGCAUCAGAGACCCAGAGCCUGGAGGAGGACCAGGAGCUGCUGUGUGUGGGGACAGAGCCCUUCACCCCAGGCAUGGAGGAGGUGUUUGAUGUGCUGCCCCUGCACGGGAUGCUGCCUCCAGGCCAGAGCUGCAGCGUCACCUUCACCUUCUUUGGCCACCCCAACGUGGUGGCUCAGGCCACAGCGCUCUGCAGGGUGGAAGGAGGCCCAAGCUACGAGGUGACGCUGCGUGGGGAGGCUUCUGUCAUCAGCCACGGGCUCAGCACCACCCAGCUGGACUGUGGCCUGCAGCCCUUCAGCCAGGUCAGCCAGGCCGAGGUGACCGUGCAGAACAGGGGGAAGAUGGGAUUCCCCUGCGUGGUGCUGAGCCCCAGCCCAGCCCCUGCAGACAGACCCCUGGUGCUGCCCAGCACGGUUUACCUUGGACCUGGGGAGGAGCAAGUGCUGAAGGUCUAUUACCUGCCAGCAGUGCCUGGAGUCUUCUGCAGGACUUUCCACAUCCAAGUGGGUCACCUGGAGCCUGAAGCAAUCUCCCUGAAAGGAGAGGCGAGCUUCCCCAGGGUCUGCUUGGACCUGCCCAGGAACUUCAGUGGAAAUGAAAAAUACAAGAAGGUGCUGCAGGAGGUGAAAGAGAAGCUGGAAAAGCAGAGCCAGAGAGAUGAAGCUGCUGCUCCAGAGGAGGCUGCAGAGCCACCCACAGAUGGCACCGUGCUGGACACUCAGCUGCAGAUGCAGGUGGAAGACAUGCUGAUAGAGGAACAUGCCCUGAAGCAGCAGAAAGCUUUUGCCUCCUCCCCAAAGGAUGGUUCCUUUGACCAGGGUGCUCGUCAGAGACUUGUGAGAGCUGAGCUGCCUGAGUACGUCCUGGAGUUUGGCCACGUGGUUGUUGGUGACAGCCACAGGCGCCUGGUGAAGGUCACCAACACAGGGAAGUUGCCUGUGUCCUUCCAGGCUGAUGGCCAGGCCCUGUGUGGCACAGGUUUCACCGUGGAGCCAGCCCACGUGAAGGACCUGCCCUGCACCCAGAGCCAGACGUUGGCCGUGAGCUUCCACCCCCAGAGCUGCCACGUGCCACUGGGAGAGGUGAACCUGCUGCUGCCCAUCCAGGUAGCAGGAGGCCCCGUGCUUCGUGUCCGCCUCUGUGCCAGCGUGGCUGAGCCCACCCUCAGCCUCUCCAGGGACAGGCUGCAGUUCUGCCCUGUGCUCUGUGGGCAGUGCCAGGAGGAGACUGUCAGGCUCUACAAUCGGCUCCAGGUGCCCUGUGAGUGGUUCAUCACCACCACCACCGAGCCUGUUAAGAAGCUGGACACACAUGUGCUGGGCAGCAGGCACCAAAAGCCACUGCGGGCGCUGAAGGACAAGCCCCGUGUCUUUGAGGUGCUGCCCUUGGCUGGGAGCCUCGCUGCAGGACAGUGGUGUGAUGUGCAAGUCAGAUUUUCACCCAGGGCUGAGAAGUCCUACAGAAGCAGCCUGAAGGUGAACAUCCAGCAGAGCAGCCAGCAGCUGCAGCUGCAGGUCUCAGGACGUGGUCUGCAGCCACGUCUGGAGCUCAGCCCCUCCACGCUCGAGCUGGGGCCGUCGCUGCCAGGCAGCCGUGGGGCAGAGGGGACAGUGGUGGUGAAGAACCCCUGUGACUUCCCUGUUGAGUUUUACUCUCUGGAGUUUGACCAGCAGUACCUCACUGAGGAGAAGAUCCUGAGGAUGCUGAAGGACUACGACAGCCACAACACCUUGAUGCUGCCUCCACGUGCCCCUGGGGAGAAGCUGCCCCCAGAGGUGCUGCAGUUCUGGGAAGACCAGAAGAGGCAGCAGGACGAGCAGGAGAAGCCCAGGACAGAGGAAGCAACCGAGCAGGGCGAUGGUGAAGAGCAUCAGCCAAGUGCCACAGGCAGCCAGGAGGCCGUGGGAGAAGCCACCAACAGCCCCGUCCGUAGCGCCCUCGCCCGGCACCUCGGCACCAGCAGCUCAGCAGAAGCAGCCACAGCCCAGAGCCGCAGAGGGAUCGUCAUCAUCGUCCACGGGGCACCUCUGGCAGGCAAGAGCUCGGUGGCGGCCGCGCUGGCCGGGCGCUACGGCGCUGCCUGCUUGGCCAUCGACGCCGUGGUGACAGCGGCCGUGUCGGAGGGGAGCAGCGCUGCAGGGCUGCAGGCUCGGGAGCUGUGCCUCAGGGCUGCCAUCCAGCACAGCCAGGAGCAGGGGGAUGCUCCAAGCACCAAGGAGAGCUCAGAAAACAGCCACUCCAGCUCUGGGGACAGAGCCAGCAGUUGGUCUCUUGAUUCCCUGAGCAGCUCCAGCUUCACAGAGAGCAAGAGGAAGCAAGAGCUGGACAUCAGGAGCAGCACAGCAGAAGGGCUGAGCUGCAUGAGCUGUGUGCUGCCUGAGGACUUGCUGGUGACCAUCCUGUCUGAAAGGCUGCAGCUGAGUGAUUGCUACCAGGGAGUGGUGAUUGAUGGCCUGGAGACCCUCUUUUCGUGUCACACAGUGUGUGCCCUCCUCUGCCUGCUCAAAGCCAUUGGAAAUCGGCCUUACAUCUACAUGGUGAACCUGUGCCAGGAUUAUGCAUCUUGGAAAGCCAGGGAGAUGGCUGCAAAGGAGCAGGAAGAACGGGAGCGGGAAGAAGCUGCCAGGAGGGAGAAAGCACGUCUGUGGGAGAUGGAUGAGGAUGAGUAUGAUGCCCUCCCUGAGGAGCAGAAAAUGCAGUUUAACAGCCAAAUACGACAGGAGAAACGUGAGAGGAGGAAGAGGGAGAUGCAGCGUCUGGCUCUAGAGCUUGCACAGAAGAAGCAGCUGGAGCGCUUGGAGAAGCAGAGGCAGAGGGAAGCCAGGCGAGCUUCAAGGAGGGCAAGCCGGUUCCUGCUCAGGCAGCACACGACCCUGUCAACCGGCAGUACCCACGAGGCCACUGGGAAGAGUCCAGUUGGCACCAAAGGGCUGGACACAAAGGGAUCUGGGGUGGAGCUCCAAGACCCUGCUGCAAGGAAGAAGCGAAGGCAGAGCAAAGCUGCCCUGACAGAUUCCAUCCCACUGGUAGUUCCACAGCCCUCGGAGCCAGAGCAGGGGGAGGAACAACCCGAGGCCCAGAGUGACACAGAAGAUGCCUUGGCCCUGAGGUUUGAUAUGUAUGAGGUGCUGCAGAAGGGUGUCACAUAUGUUCUGUCGUCCUGGGACAGGGCUCAGGGCGCCCUGCUGUCCCCUCUGAAGCCAGAGGAGCUGUGGUCCAAAGCAGGAGGCCAGCACCAGCGUCCAUCCAGCCACAGGAGACACAAGGACAGGGAGAAGGGACGCCUGCAGAAGGAGCAGCUGGAGCAGCUGAAGGCUCCUGGAGGCUCCAAGUUACCUUAUCUGGAAGGUGCAGAAGGGUCAUCCAAGGAGCUGGAUGUCGGGGUGCCCUGCUUGAACAUCGAGGUGCUGAGCUCCAAGGGUGUGACCACAGAGGUCCUGGAGAGUGAUGAGCUGCCAGCAGCAGAGCAGGUCCUGGAUCACCUGGGACUGGGUCCCUCGGGGCCUCCCAUUGCCCCCACCACCUUUUACUCUGUGAUCCGCUACCCGGAGGAGCGGGUGGCCCCUGGGGCAGGAGAAGCCCUCAGGCACUUUGUCCUCGUUGUGCCAGACACUGCUAAUAAGGAGGAAGAAAAGGAGGACACCAAGCAUGUGGAUGUCCCUGUUGAGCCCACAGAGAAGGUGCUGGGGCUGGAUGGGGCUGGAUGGGGGCUGAGCAGUGGCCGGUGGGUCGUGCCUGCCCACGGUGAGGUGGAGCUCAGGGUCCAUUUCAGCUCCACGCUGCUGGGUCAGUUCGAGCAGACGCUGCAUUUUGAGAUCCAGGGGACAAAAGCCUUGUACCAGCUGCAGUGCAGGGGCACCUGCCUGUACCCCACCAUCAGCCAGGACCCACGGGUGGUGUUUCCUCGCUGCAGGAGGAGCAAGGCACACGAUGCCAUCGUCUCCAAGCAGUUUGUCUUGAGCACGGGCGUCUUCCACUUUGGCCCACUGCUGUGUGGGAAGUCGAGGAACUGGUAUGAAGCCCUGGCCCAUCCUGGCAACCACGAGAGACUCUCCAUCCUCAACACCACCGCCCUGGAAGCCGAGCUGAGCUUCUCCUUUGAGCACCACGGGGACACCUUCCACUUGGACCCUCCCAGCAUGAGGCUGAAACCCAACGAGAAGCGGGAGCUGAAUGUUUGGGCUUACCCCACUGCAGCUGGGCUGGUGGAAGACAAGCUCAUCUGCCACAUUCGGGACAACCCGGAGCCGGUGACCUUCAGCCUGUGCUGCCAGGGGGUGAAGGUGCAGCUGGAGGUCAGCCCCAAGCGGCUGCGUUUCGACAGGCUGCUGCUCUACAGGACAGACAGCAAGAGCCUGGUCCUGCAGAACCGCACCCUGCUCCCCGUGGCCUGGAAGCUCCAUGGGCUGGGAAACCUUGGCGGGAGCUUCUCUGUCUCACAAGAUCAGGGUGUCCUCGGUCCCCGCACGGAGCUCAGCGUGCAGCUGCGCUUCAAAGCCACCAAGGUGCUGAGGCUGAAGGAGAAGAUCCGCCUGGAGGUUUCAGAUGCAGAAAACCUGCUGGGGACUGUUCAGAUUGAGACAAUCCAGGUUGUUGCAGAGGCCUAUGACGUUGGUCUGACCAUCAACAUCCCCAACAGUGCAGAUGACAGGGUGGAUUUUGGAACCAUUCCCGUGCUGGGUGAGGUGAAGCAGGAGCUGACUCUGAAGAACAAAGGACAGUACCCUGUUGCAUACAGUUUCAAACUGGAAGCUGCUGGGACCAAGAUCCGCAACCUGGCCUCCCACUUCACCGUGCAGCCGCAGAAGGGCGUCCUGAGCAAGCCCCAGCACUCUGCACAGGUCCAGCUGCUCUUCCACCCCAAGGCAGAGAUGAGCACUGAGGACAAAGCCAUCCUGAGCUGCCAGGUGAUUGAGCCCAACACCCCUGAAGGAGGUGAGACCGUUGCCAUCAUCCCGGUGAAGGUGUCUGCAAAGGCUGCCUUCAGACACUACAGCAUCUCCCCAGCCUCGCUCCUCGACUUGGGUGUCGUUGAGAAGGGCAACAGGAAAACCUGCACCUUCACACUGGCCAACACAGGCAUCCUCGACUUCCAGUUCCUCAUCUGCAAAGCGGACCGGGAGGCACCCGAGCUGCCCUGGGAGAGUGCAAAUCCUGUGAAUCCCACCCAGAGCAGCAGCACGGCUCAAGAGACACCCUUGGAGCAGCAGACAGCCGCCAUGGUGCAGACUCGCCUGGCUCUCGGCAUGUUCACGCUGCACCCAGCCUUCGGCUCCAUCGCUGCGGGCGGCCAGAGGAUCAUCAGGGUGGAAUAUUACGCCGGGGUGCCGGGGCUGUGCCAGGAGCAGCUGAGCAUCCACGUCAGUGGCAGAGACCCCAAGGACCAUCCCCUUGGCAUCCCCUACACCCUGGCUGCCGAGUGCUGUGCCAGGCUCGGUAAAAGCUGA
Colius striatus (speckled mousebird) is the source of this 9129-nucleotide messenger RNA. Its product is annotated as hydrocephalus-inducing protein homolog. Bases 1 to 9129 code for a protein of 3042 amino acids. The record is from RefSeq and is a predicted model, not a curated record. Gene Ontology annotation, biological process: axonemal central apparatus assembly; cilium movement. Gene Ontology annotation, cellular component: axoneme. The transcript has 54 exons. Lineage: Eukaryota; Metazoa; Chordata; Aves; Coliiformes; Coliidae.